AUAUCUUUUUGCAAUUGUACCAAAAGUGACUUAUUCUUGACCUUGCUAGUUUCUGUUGUGUCCCCUUGUGCUGGGCACUCUGCUCCCCAGGCUCUCGUGCGGCGCUGUGGUGUGCCGGUGCCUUUGCCAUGUGCUGUCAUUUCACACUGUUGUCAUUUUUCCUAAACCCGAUUGAGAAAUUGAGCUGGAAUCUCUCUGAAUUCUGCAGAAGGGUUCUGGUGCACAGGCGAAGGUGCUGCUGUGUUUGAAGACAAGCAUGGCUGGCUGGUGCAGUGAGGUAGCAGCGCCUGCCCCGAGGCGUGCAGGGCAGCACAGGCAGCUCCUGCUCAGCAGCCAGCACCAACUUAGCUUGGAAAUCUGGAAAGCAAAAACGCUGCACUCUUCUUCCUGGAGCAAACCUGUCAGAGAAGGAACGUGAGGGAGACUUGUCCAGGCUUAGGAGAAAACUGAUGGGAUUUAGCUCUGGAAUUAGAUCCUGUGGUCAGAACUUGUGUUGUGCUCAUGGCUCACCUGAACAAGAGGGGCAAGUCUGCAACAAGAGGGGCAAUGUGGGACAGGCUUGUCCCUGGUGUCUCCACAUUGCUGGUCAGUGAGCUGUGGCAGGAUCACUGUCCUUCCUGGGGUGGCUUCUGCCAGGGCUUUUAGGAGAGUGCUCAGACUCACAGCUGUGAUGCAGCUGAGAAGCUGUUUGUGGCCAGGCUCCAUUUCCACAAACACUUUGACUCCCCUCUCCCCUUCCCAAAGACUGGAGCUGAUUUACUGAGUUUUAGAGAAGCAGGACAUGAGGGGGAAGCCCAUGUGAUCUCCUGGCUGCUGAAGAUCUGAGGGAGGGGGCAGAUUGGGAUAACACUAGUGAAGCCAGUCUCGUGGCGAGGUACCGCUGUCCUGGAUAGGUUUUGGGGAUGUUUCUCACUGCUGAAGUGAUACUGCUGUCCCCUGAGCAGAGGAGCAGGUCAGCCUGAGAAAAGCUGCAGUGUGGCAGGAGAGGAGCAGGUAGUUGAUGGGGAUUCCUGCUGGAGGAGAUCAGCUUUGCUCUGAUUGAUAGGGAGUUUAGGGAGUUGUUUGGGAUGCUUUCCAAGUAAACUUCCCAAAGGAGGAGCAGGAUAGAACAUUGUCUCCAGACUUCCCCCUUCUGGCCCUGGACUUGCCCUUGUCUUCUCUGAAGUGUCUGAUGUGGCACUUGCAGCCAUCCCCCACACAGGCCACACACUGCACAGCACCCAGCAGGCUCUGGUCUUCCAGCUGGUUGUGUGGUGACUGGAAGAAGUGAUUUUACAGAACACAGAGGUGUCCAGUUGUCCUGGGCUGUCAUUCCCAACCCUGUCCCGCUUAGACCCAGGCUGAGAUGCAACCAGCCAGAGCCCUUGGAACACAGCUGAGUCCUGAUCUGGGCCAGCGGAGCAGGCAAGGUGUGUAUGGGGCUGGUUAGGAUCUUGGUUCCACAGCUGGAGCCUCGGGUGUGAGGAGAGCCCCAUCAACACAGCAGGCAACGAUGGGCAGGCACCCCUGCAGCCACGGAGAACUUGCAUUUUGUGGUGCUCGGUGGCAGGAGUGUCGGGUCCCUGCCGGUGGCAGCCGCGCUGCUGUGUCCUGGGUCACAAACAGGGCUGGCAGCCGUGACAAAGCCCCCUGUCCUUGCUCCGUGCUCGGAGCCGACUGUGCUUCCCGGGGCCCGUGUGCUCAGCGAGCACGGAGUGGGGAAGGGCAGCUGUGCCGUGAAGGGUCACUGUGCUGAACAAGCUCUGUUUGCCGCGCUGCAUGUCGGCGAGGCCACGGUCCCCCGAGUGUCGCUUGCCUGUGGUUUGGUUUUGUUCUCAGUGCAGUGUAGGACCCGAGUGGUGUUUCCGCAGUGUCCCCGUCCGGCUCGGGGGACGCUUGUCCUGCCGGCUGUCCCCGUGCGAGGCCACCCGUGCCGGAGCCGUCGCCCGGCUUCUCUCGUGUAUAGUGUUCUGGAGUGUGACAAUUCUUGUUCCUGAGGUGCUCGUCCGUUUGGUUUUCUGCUGUGAGGGUGUCGUGUUCCCUUUCUCCUGUUCCUGGUGCCGUUCCCGGCCCCGGGGAGGGGUCCCGCGCCAGCCCUCCCGGGGAGCGCCCCUGGCCCGCCCGGGAUUUGUGUAUCUUGUGAAUUGUGUACAGUCGCUCCCGGCCGGAGCCGGGGCUGGCGGACAGAAGGGUCACCCAGAGGGCUCCGGGCUCGGUGCAGGCGGUAUUUAUUGCUAAGUUAUUGCCGUUAUUUAUUCUGUACAGUGUCCGCCGCCUUUGUACGCGACAAUAAACCGCUUCCACAGCCGCCGCCUGCGCGUCCUUUGGGUCCGCCCGCCACCAGGGCGCGCUGCCGCGCGGGGGGCGGUGCCGGAAGCGGCGCGCGCGCGCUCUGGCCGGAAGGCGGAAGCGGCGGAGCCGAGCCCGGUGGCGGCGGAGGCGCGGCGGUUCCGGGGCGAUGGCGGCGGGCGGCAGCCUGAGCCGCUCCGAGCGGAAAGCGGCGGCGCGCGCCGAGAUCCUGCAGCAGGAGGAGCAGCGGGACCGCCGGAGACAGGUGUCCCGCAUCUGGAGGAAGCCGCCGGCGGAGCGGAGCCCUGAGGAGUGCCAGGUGCUGAGUGAGAGCGAGGACAUCGUCAGGGAGCUGGAGCGGCGCCGCAAGCGGCGCGAGCGGCUGCGGCGGCGGCAGGAGGAGGUGUGUGAUGAGCCAGAGGAGCUGACCAGGAAGGUGGCAGAGCUGGCAGCGGCCGUGCGUGGCGCCAGGCACCUCGUCAUCUACACGGGCGCUGGGAUCAGCACGGCGGCUUCGAUCCCAGACUACAGAGGCCCCAAUGGCAUUUGGACACUGCUGCAGAAGGGCAGGAGUGUCAGGGCUGCAGACCUGAGUGAGGCAGAGCCCACACUCACUCAUAUGAGCAUUGCCUGCCUGCACAAGCACAACCUGGUGCAGCACGUGGUGUCUCAGAACUGUGAUGGGCUGCACCUGCGGAGCGGCUUACCCCGAGCUGCAAUAUCUGAGCUGCACGGGAACAUGUACAUAGAGGUCUGCACUUCCUGCACCCCCAACCGAGAGUACGUGCGAGUGUUUGAUGUGACAGAGCGCACAGCCCUGCACAGGCAUCACACGGGCAGGAUGUGCCACAAGUGUGGGGCACAGUUGAGAGAUACAAUCGUCCACUUUGGGGAGAAGGGGACAUUGAGACAGCCCCUGAACUGGGAAGCAGCAACAGAAGCUGCAAGCAAAGCAGAUGUGAUUCUUUGUCUGGGUUCCAGCUUAAAGGUUUUGAAAAAAUACCCGCGGCUCUGGUGCAUGAGCAAGCCCCCCACUCGCCGGCCCAAGUUGUAUAUUGUGAACCUGCAGUGGACCCCGAAGGACGAUCUGGCCGCCCUGAAGCUGCACGGCCGCUGCGACGACGUGAUGCGGCUGCUGAUGGCGGAGCUGGGGCUGCAAAUCCCGCGCUACGACCGGGCGCGGGACCCCAUCUUCGCGCUGGCCGAGCCGCUGCGCCCCGGGGAGGAGGGCACGCACUCGCGGAAACCCGUGGCGCCGCCCCGGGAGCGGGAGGAGCCCCGGGAGCAGGAGCAGCCCCGGGAGCGGGCGGAGGCGGCGGUCGGGCGGCCCGGGGGGUGGUUCGGCCGCGGCUGCGCCAAGGGCGCCCGGCGCAGGAAGAGCCGCUGA
Pyrgilauda ruficollis (rufous-necked snowfinch) is the source of this 3655-nucleotide messenger RNA. It is a transcript of the gene SIRT7, whose product is annotated as sirtuin 7. The coding region runs from base 2438 to 3655 and encodes 405 amino acids. The record is from RefSeq and is a predicted model, not a curated record. NCBI's taxonomy places the organism in Eukaryota, Metazoa, Chordata, Aves, Passeriformes, Passeridae. The transcript has 10 exons. Gene Ontology annotation, molecular function: NAD+ binding.